This is a messenger RNA of Naegleria fowleri, 2004 nucleotides long. RefSeq lists its product as uncharacterized. NCBI's taxonomy places the organism in Eukaryota, Heterolobosea, Eutetramitea, Acrasida, Naegleriidae. The transcript has 3 exons. The record is from RefSeq and is a predicted model, not a curated record. The coding region runs from base 1 to 2004 and encodes 667 amino acids.
AUGAAUCAACAUCAUGUUCUAAGGAAACGACAAGAAGGUCUUCAAGAUAAUUAUACUCCGAUGGAUGAUCAUGAUGCAACAAUGAUGGACUCUUCCCGAUGGGUUCAUGUACUGAGUAUUCAUUUGAAACAGGCUUUAUGGUAUGGGACAUUUGUCCUAAAUGAUCCCUCUCAUCAUCAUCGGAAUAGCCAUGGAAACCGUAUUUAUUACAAAGAUAAUCUCCAUGAUGUUAAAGAAAGGCAACAACAGGUUUCAAAGACGAAUUGUUGCAACAAAAUGAUGAGAAUAGCCUUGAAUUUAAUCGACGAGUGCCAUGAGAGAAUUGUGGAACUCCUUUCCAAGAAGUACACAAUAAUUAAUAAUUUCUUGAUGGAUGGCAAAUUAUUGAAAAGAAAAUUUGGAAAAUUAGUGUUUGAAUUUUAUGCCAUCACCAAGAUGACACCUACAAGAAAAUUAAAUUUACUCAUGAAAUGGUUCUAUUCUUUUACGAAACAAGUACUUACACCAUUGAGGAUAUUGCAUGUUGUGAUUUUGAAUUCCAUUCAUAAUUUUGAAAUGAAGAGAAGUAAAUCUCACGAAGAGACAUUUUUAAUCAUGAGCCCUACUGAGAAGACUUCCCUACUCUUGACCAUUACUCCUUGCAUUGAAAAGAUUUCUAAUCAUGUGCAGGUUCUGCAGACAUGGUGGAGACACCUCUUAUAUUCGUUCAAGCAGUUUAGGAAAUAUUCAUCCUUCUUGGAGAGAAUUCAAUUGAUACUCUCCUUUAAGAUAGUGAGCACUUUGCUACAACAACACAAACAAUGCAACCCAUAUUUGAAAUAUUUAAUUUCUGUGUGUGAGAAUAAUCCUGAUCACUAUUGGACCAUUAAAAAUUUGGAAGAGACAAAUGAUGCCAAUGAUAUUACAGACAGAUUCAUUCAACAGUUUAUCAAAUUCUCGAAAGUUUAUAGAGCCAGUCAUAUUUCUAUACAUGUUGCCCAAAAGUUAGUGAAGGAGCUUUUUCAACACCUGCACGAUCAAUCAAAGGAGAAUGAAACGGAGAAUGGCCAUUCGGUUUAUAAUUAUUUCAAUCUGUGCCUAAAUUCCAUUCGAUCCGUUGCAUACAACUGCAAAAAUCAUUUUCUGAACAGAAUACACCCAACAAAUGACGAACAAGCUCUAAAAGAUCGAUUUCAUAAGUCAUAUUUAUACAGUUCAUAUACCGUAUGGAAGAAAAUCAGUCAAAUUCAAAAUUCAUUCAGUGACGAUUUGUAUUCUCAUCCAUUUUGGAAUGAUAUUUCUUCGCACUUUGGGACUAUACUGCUCUAUAGCGGCACUCCUCUCAUUUUGUGCUUAGCACUGGAAUUUUUGAUCUUUAAAUCUGUGAUCUCGAGUUGCAAUAAUUUGCAUGAUUCAAUAACGCACCAAGGGAACAUUUACGACAUAGUUGAAGGAUGCCUCACAUUUUCGAUGGAAAUUAUUGCUUGGCUAAAUCAAGAAAUGAAUGCCACCCAUGAAACUGAUGUUACCACCAAUGAUGUCAUUGUUGACAAAAUACGAAAUUUAAUUGGUCAUUUCCUACAAUUAGAUUAUGCGAAAAUUUACAAUUCUAUUCUGGAUUUACUUUUGCACCACACAUUCGCCGCCUAUUUUCUCAUUCAAAAAUUUGAGGGCCAUGGAAGGAGAGUGCUUUUCAAACAAACCAUUCUCGAAAACUUCCCACUGAAACACUUGUCUGAUUUUCUUAAUGGAAGCACAGAAAGAGGACAUCAUUAUCGCAAACAAAUGGAUGAACUCAGACACACGUUAAACCAUGUCACGAAUCAUCACAAAAAUGAGCAACAUUUACUUUCUACCUUAAUGUUUAUUGCCAAAUCAUUCAGAAGCUGUUCAUCGGACCAUCCACUUGCUGUGUGUUUCUUUUCAAUAUUGAGUUCCCCUCUUCAGAAAUAUCUGGAAACGAACAGCGAACAACGAGGCUUGAUAUCUCUUUGUGAAAUUAUUUCCUCCAAUGUUUUGGAGUAA